CCCCCCUUUUCCCUGCUGGGCCUUGCGGUUUUCCUACCUGUUCGCUUCUUCCGCCCUUGAAUGGACGGUCAAUUGCACCAACAUGACGUCCGUCCUCAGGCUGGCUACCUUGAGUUACGCGGUCGCCUGUGUUGAUGCUGGCUUCUCUAUUCGGGCAGGUCGCCACGCAAAGGAUUGGGGGCCGCCCACCGAGACCCUCGGCAAUACGCAAAUCGAUCCUGCCGGCUGGACGCCAAAACCGACUGCGCCGCCGGGGGCCAGGCCAGAGGACUGGGAGCUUCGGAGACGACAGCAGGGCGUCCCCAUGACCGAUACCUGCGGUUUCCCUGUUAGCAAGUCCAAUGACCCGGCAAUUGGCUGCUCAGAUGGGGCAUUUUGCGCCUCCUCGUCUGGCGUGGUGGGAUGUUGCAGCGCCCGAGACCGCCGCGAUUGCACGAUAUUACCCACAGCAUGCGUCGAGGUAGGGACGCCGCCGACGCGUCAACCGAUUGAUCCUCAGACUCUCACCUGCUCGGACCAGGCACGUCCACGUUGCGUAACAUAUUUAUAUAACGUGAAUUUCUUCGAGUAUCUACAUGGCUAUAGCUUUCUAGCUUGCGGCGGCGAGGCGGGCAACAGUAUGAUUGCGACGAGUCCGUUCCCGGGCUGGUCACCGACAAGCCGUAUUUCUACCGCAACGCCAUUAGCAACAAAUCCGGUAACCGUUACCAUAUCUCCAGGUGUUGAGGCGUCGUCUACUGCCGAUUACACUUCGUCGACGAGUCAUGUUGGUGCCAUCGUCGGUGGCGUGAUCGGCGGCGUGGCCGGGCUCGCGUUGCUCAUCGCCGGCAUCCUACUUUUCUUACGCUACCGUAGGAGACGAGAGGGGGAAGAGAGGGUAGGAGAUAAGGGGGUAGGCAACUCGCCCCCUUAUCCUAGCCAAGACUUCACGCCCGCCGGAGUGUAUCCUUCUGGACUCCCUGAUUUCGAAAAUCCCUCGUUUUAUUACGGGGAAAUACCGCCGCAGAUGGUCCACACGCCGCAUCCCGAUGCCGCCGCCUAUCCGACGGCGCCGCAACCGCCGCAACCGCCGCCUACAAGUUACAACCCUGCGAACGCGCCCAGGAAUGUACGCCCGCCGGAAAUACCGUCCACGUUCGUCCCCGUUGCUCGCAAGCCGCCGACCCAAGAUGAUAUAGUAUCUCCCAUUAGCCCCCAGCCAUACGGGGAGCUGGUGAGUCCCGCCGACGACCCGACAACGUAUACAUGGAUCUCCAACCCAACGCCGCCGCCCCAGUCGGAAUAUUCUCAGUUCAGCCCGCCAUCUCCGCCUCAGUUUCAAUCCUAUCGCCCCUACCAUAGGACCUAAACGAAGCGAAAUUCACGAGCAUGGCCGAGAU
This is a messenger RNA of Durotheca rogersii, 1379 nucleotides long. RefSeq lists its product as uncharacterized. The record is from RefSeq and is a predicted model, not a curated record. NCBI's taxonomy places the organism in Eukaryota, Fungi, Ascomycota, Sordariomycetes, Xylariales, Xylariaceae. The coding region runs from base 83 to 1348 and encodes 421 amino acids. The transcript has 3 exons.